CGACGCCGGCCAACUUCCCGGACAUUGACCCGAGGCUCGAUUCAAUCCAACCGCCGACCCCGGUCACGACCGAAACCCGCCAUCUUCACCAUCACCAACUUGCACGACGACCACGAUACACGACGCAAGGGGUAACUAAGGCCCGAUUCAUCUACACCACCACAUACAUAAUCUCGUCAGGUCUCGGCAUCUACUGCGGUCCCCCCUCCAACCCUCCAGGCCGAGCGCCUUAUCGUCGUCCUCCUCGACACCUCCCCCCCGAACCGAACCGUUCGCGAUGGCCUCCUCUACCGCCUCCCCCUACCCCUUCGCCACCGCGCCCGAUGUCAUCCGCGCGCAUCAAAAAGACAGCUACUUCACCGGCCGCCUGACGCAAGAACUCAGCGACCUCUUCCGGCGGCUGCGCGGCGCCCGCGCAACCCACGCCGCCGCGCCGGAGCUCCGCACCGCAGCGACCCUCCUCUACUACGUCCUCACCACGCUCCCGGGCAAUCGCACGCUCGGCGAGGAGUACUGCGACCUCGUCCAGGUCGACGCCCGCGACGGCCGCCUCCCCGCCGUCGACCGCCGUGCCGCCUAUGUCGCCGGCUCCAUCCUCCUCCCCUACCUCAUGGGCCGUCUCCUACCAGGUUUGCGCGCCCGCCUGCGCAAGCUGCUCGAGCGUCGCCUCGCGUCGCUACGCUCCCAGGACAAGUCGGACUCGCGCGAGGCCCGCAUAUGGGACUACGUCUCCCGACACAUGACAUCCCUAACCUCGGCCUCGCCCUUCCAGGCCGUCGUGCUCGCCCUCUUCUACUUCAGCGGCACCUACUACGAGCUGGCCAAACGCCUGCUCUCCUUCCGCUACGUCUUCACCCGCACCGUCCCCGACUCCCCCGACCGCGCCGGCUAUGAGCUGCUGGGCGUCUUGCUCGUCGUCCAGCUCGGCGUCCAGGGCUACAUGCACGUCAGCUCCAACCUCGCCGACGCCAUCGCCCCACGCGAACGCGCCUCCUUUGUCUCCGGCGACGUCUCCCUCGACCACGACGGCUCCUAUAAUAACAACAACGACCUGCUGCUCUCGGGUGGCCAAGGAACCCAAGCACGCAUUGACUUGGCCGCGUCUACGCACACGCCGGCCGCCACGACGCCCCGGUUUGAGCUCACCGACGACAAGGUCAUGGGCUUCAUCAAGGGUGGCCAACAACGAAAAUGCACGCUAUGUCUCGACGAGAUGAAGGACCCCGCAGCAACGCAAUGCGGCCAUGUCUUUUGCUGGGAAUGCAUAGGUGAUUGGGUCAGGGAGAAACCCGAAUGCCCAUUGUGCCGACGCGAGGCCAUGGCACAGCAUAUUUUACCCUUACGCGUCAUGUAGUCAUAUAGCAGUCACUUGUAUAGACCAGUCAAUAAUGAAAUGUAACAGAAUGAAC
Molecule: messenger RNA, 1409 nt
Organism: Ilyonectria robusta
Lineage: Eukaryota; Fungi; Ascomycota; Sordariomycetes; Hypocreales; Nectriaceae
Product: Pex12 amino terminal region-domain-containing protein
Exons: 1
Coding region: 278-1354 (358 amino acids)
Biological process (GO): protein import into peroxisome matrix
Cellular component (GO): peroxisomal membrane
Molecular function (GO): zinc ion binding
Source: RefSeq, a predicted model, not a curated record